Molecule: messenger RNA, 3598 nt
Organism: Gastrolobium bilobum
Lineage: Eukaryota; Viridiplantae; Streptophyta; Magnoliopsida; Fabales; Fabaceae
Product: helicase-like transcription factor CHR28
Exons: 12
Coding region: 145-3276 (1043 amino acids)
Molecular function (GO): ATP binding; ATP-dependent chromatin remodeler activity
Source: RefSeq, a predicted model, not a curated record
CACACCACAGUGGACGGAAGAGUGAUUCGUAAGUGUAAGUCGUGAUCCUCGUUCUUCCCGAAGUUCAAUCUUCUAGUCGCGCAUUCCGUGUUUCCUUCAGAAUUUGGGUUAUUUAAUAAGGAAGCUACAAUGUGGUUCAAGUAGAUGCAUGACAACGGGGACCAUAUUCAUCAUUUCAUCAACUCAACUUGGAGACUCUGUUCUCUUCUAGGUGGUUGGGUUUCUGGUUUAAUAUCGAAACCUUAUACAAAAGUGGUUGGCUCAGCAUUUAAUGGUUCUCUUUCUAGGUUGGCUGAGGAAAGAGAAAAUCAUUCUUUAGAGUUCAUGGAUGCGUGUAUAUAUAUUAGUUCAUCGGAUGAUGACUUGGAGGAGAUAGAAGAUCCAAAGAGGAGUCUCCCACGUUGGGCUGCUAGUGAAAGGAAUUCAGAUUAUGGUGGGUGGCCUAGGCAGGGUAGUUCUUCAAGAGGGGCAAAUACUUCAAACACGAGCUCUUCUAACAUUAAUAAUCAUUCACAAGUCAGGCCUCAUACUCAACCUGUGUCCAGCAACAAUACACUGAAUCACAGAGUUGCACGGAGAGAUGAAACUUCCUAUCAUACCCAGAAUGGAAACACAAGUCAGCAUCAGACAGUUAAUUCCCGAAUUUCUAACAUGUAUGGUGCCGAUUAUGAGAAAAUGUCAUCUCAACAAGCUUUCAAGAGGACCCUUCCGUCAUCUCUUCAACCAUCUGCAGCAAGGGCUCUUCCAUCUUCAUCACUUGCCCCAGACAGCAGAUUAAGCAACUUAAAAGAUAACAUGAGCAGCAGUCAGCUUCAUGAUGCAUAUAGGAAUCGUCGCCAUGGAGUAGGACCUAGCACAUCCAGUGGCAAAGGCUUCAUUCGUGACAAUUUUAACAGGGGCAAUGAUGAAGAUCGUUUCAUGCAUCAAAAUGGUGGGAUUAGGAUGCUUCCUUCAUCUUUGAUGCUUGGAAAGGCUAUAGCUCCACAGUUUGCUAGUUCUAGUGAAUCUGCAAACCGUUCUGGAGCAGGAGAUGAAAGGGCUCCUGGAAAUGAUGAAAGACUAAUUUAUGAGGCAGCGUUACAGGAACUUAAUCAACCAAAAGCAGAAGCUGAAUUACCUGAUGGUCUAUUGUCUGUCUCUCUUCUAAGACAUCAGAAAAUUGCAUUGGCUUGGAUGCAUCAGAAGGAAACCAGGAGUUUGCAUUGCUUGGGGGGGAUUUUGGCUGAUGAUCAGGGCCUUGGAAAGACAAUUUCAAUGAUUGCCCUCAUUCUAGUGCAGAGGUCUUUGCAGUCAAAAUCGAAAACAGAUGAUACAUGCAAUCAUAAAACAGAAGCUUUGAAUUUGGAUGACGAUGAUGAUAAUUGUAGUGCUGAUGUGGAAAAGCUUAAAAAGAAUGAAGAAUCUGAUGAUAUAAAACCUAUUACAGAACCAAGUAGUUCAACACGGGCACCAGGUAGGAAAAGGCCAGCUGCUGGUACACUGGUUGUGUGCCCUGCAAGUGUUCUUAGACAGUGGGCCAGGGAACUUGAUGAUAAAGUUGGAGAAGAAAAGCUUUCUGUUUUGAUUUAUCAUGGGGGCAAUAGGACUAAGGAUCCCGUUGAACUUGCAAAAUUUGAUGUGGUUCUCACAACAUACGCUAUUGUGACUAAUGAAGUUCCAAAGCAACCGAUAGUUGAGGAGGGUGAUGUUGAUGAAAAAAAUGGGGAAAAAUUUGGGUUGUCCUCUGAGUUUUCUGUUGGUAAAAAGAGGAAAAAGUCAUAUGAUGGAAGUAAGAGGAGUAAAAAAGGUAGAAAGGGAAUUGAGAAUUCUUCUAUCGAUUGUUCUUCUGGCCCUCUCGCAAAAGUAGGUUGGUUUAGGGUUAUUCUAGAUGAAGCUCAAACAAUAAAGAAUCAUAGAACUCAGGUGGCUAGAGCUUGCUGUAGCCUUAGGGCCAAAAGAAGGUGGUGUUUAUCUGGAACACCUAUUCAAAAUACUAUUGAUGAUUUAUAUAGCUACUUUAGGUUCCUGAGGUAUGAUCCUUAUGCCGUGUAUAAAUCAUUCUACAAUACAAUAAAAGUUCAAAUAUCCAGAAAUUCUAUUCAAGGUUACAAGAAACUUCAAGCAGUUUUGAGGGCCAUAAUGCUACGUCGGACAAAAGGAACUUUGAUUGAUGGGAAGCCAAUAAUCAAUUUACCUCCUAAAACAAUUCAGUUGAGUAAGGUGGAUUUCUCCAUUGAGGAGCGGGCCUUCUACACCAAGUUGGAAGCAGAUUCACGUUCUCAAUUUAAGGCAUAUGCUGCUGCUGGCACAGUGAAUCAAAACUAUGCAAAUAUUCUUUUAAUGCUUUUACGUCUCCGUCAGGCUUGUGACCACCCACUUCUUGUUAAAGAUUAUGAUUCUGAUCCUGUUGGGAAAGAUUCUGUAGAAAUGGCAAAAAGGCUUCCGAGGGAGAUGCUGGUUAAUCUAUUUAAUUGUUUGGAAACAACAUUUGCAAUAUGUCACGUUUGCCAUGAUCCACCUGAAGACCCUGUUAUCACAAUGUGUGGCCAUGUCUUCUGUUAUCAAUGUGUAUCGGAAUAUUUGACAGGUGAUGAUAAUAUGUGCCCUGCAGUUGAUUGUAAAGAACAAAUUGGUGAUGAUCUUGUUUUCUCCAAAGCUACUUUGAGGAGUUGCAUCUCUGAUGAUGAUCUUGGUGAUAGUAGUUCUGCAAAUUUGCAUCUUAUUGAUUAUUCACUAGUGCAGCAGAGUGAGUAUAAUUCAUCUAAAAUCAAAGCCGUCCUUGAGGUUCUACAGACAAAUUGUAAAUUGAUGACCGCAACUGAAGGACCAAUAAAAGCUAUAGUUUUUUCCCAGUGGACUAGCAUGUUGGACUUAGUUGAGAUGUCGGUGAAACAAUCUGGUCUACAAUACAGGAGGCUUGAUGGUAGGAUGACUCUGGUUGCGAGGGACAAAGGCGUUAAGGAUUUUAAUACUGAUCCUGAGAUAACUGUUAUGCUGAUGUCGCUAAAAGCAGGAAACCUUGGUUUGAAUAUGGUUGCUGCAUGUCAUGUUAUUCUAUUGGAUCCUUGGUGGAAUCCAACGACUGAAGAUCAAGCUAUUGAUCGAGCUCAUAGAAUUGGGCAGACUCGUCCUGUUACAGUGACACGGGUUACUAUAAAAGAUACGGUUGAAGAUAGAAUACUGAAUCUUCAGGAAGACAAGAGAAAAAUGGUUGCAUCUGCUUUUGGUGAAGACCAUGCAGGCAGUUCUACAACUCGCCUUACAGUGGAUGAUCUGAAAUAUCUUUUCAUGGUCUAGAAUGCUGCUUACUUGUUCUUCCCAUUUUAGAUGAUGACAGCACUUGCAAGUUUUGUUUUCGACGGUUAGGCUUGGAGUUAAGAUUGUUCGUAAGGGAUAUGUCUGUGUUUUUUUGUUCCUGCUGACAUCUGUUGCUCAAGUUGGCUGGUGAGGUUGGUUGAUCCUAGUCGUAGCUUACAUGUCUUCAAGCCCACAAGGGCAUUUUUGUCCUCAUAACUGCUAUCAAUCAUAUGUGCUGAAAUCUGUCUGUAAAUAUUCUAAUUAAAUUAAUUACAUGGUUUAUGGAAAUAUUACCUAGUGGCAGCUGUCCUUUCUUCUUUUA